Molecule: messenger RNA, 1572 nt
Organism: Arachis duranensis
Lineage: Eukaryota; Viridiplantae; Streptophyta; Magnoliopsida; Fabales; Fabaceae
Exons: 3
Coding region: 154-1305 (383 amino acids)
Molecular function (GO): zinc ion binding; nucleic acid binding
Source: RefSeq, a predicted model, not a curated record
UCAUUUCCGAUUUAGGUUCACCUGUGUGCGCUUCUUCUCUCUCUUUCUCUUUCUUCGACCUUCCGAAUUCCGAUCAUGGUGUUUCUGUUGUUGCAAAUGUAACAUCAUCAGUUGAGAGAGUGGCCACACUGUAAACCCUAAACCCCCAAAAUUAUGUAUCCACAUCAGCAGCAGCAGCAGAUGCAACAUUUCUAUCCAUCUUCAAACCCAUUCCUUUGGGCUUCAGAACCUUCUAUUCACCCUCCUGGAACCGACCCAGUUCCCAAUUGCAGCUCCUAUCUUUCAAAUUCAACCCUUUCCGUUGCUCCUUCUUACUCUUAUGCUGCCCCACAAUCAACUGAUCCUCAGAAUUGGAUCGUUAAACAACCUGAAUCCGUUGGAUAUGAUGCUGCUGUUGGAUCAUCAUCAUCAAUGUCUUCAAGUUUGCCUUUGACUUACGACGGCACAUGGUUACAGCAAAUUUUCACUCAUGAGACGGCUAACCAAACCAAAGGCUCCAAAUCAAUGAGAUGUGAAGUUUGCAAAAUCGAUUGUAAUAGCAAAGACGUUUAUGAAAAGCACAUAUUUGGAAAGAAACACAAGAAGAAUAUGCAGAUAACUGCUAAUCCCAUGCUAGCGAAUGUACAAAGUCAAACAAGUGUAUGCAGCGAGGUAAAGAAACGGAAGCUUUCAAAUGGUGGUGCACCCGUUGAUUCUACGAAGGUUUGCACAAUUUGCAACAUUGUGUGCAACAGCCAGGAUGUAUAUAACAAACAUAUAGCAGGAAAAAAGCAUGCGGCUCAGGUUGCGUUGAUGUCCAACAACGGGAUUGGUCCAUACAUUGCUGCAUUUAAGAGUCAAGGUAUUGGUCCUUGGAAAAAAGCACCAAAGAAGGUCAAGGUUAUGCAACCUGUAUGGUGUGACACUUGCAAGGUUACUUGUAAUAGCAGGGAUAUGUAUGUUUCACACUUAGCGGGGAAGAAACAUCUCAAAAACUUGGAGAAACAGUCAAAACCAGAAGCCAGUGCAAAUGCCACCAAACUGUUAAUUGGCCCGCAGGAAAAGCCGAAUACUGAUAAAGUGAAAUCGGAGGAAAAGCCGGAUACCGAUAAACCAAAAGCAAAGAAGGCUAAGGACUUGGAUAUGGAGGCAAAGAAGCUCAAGGUUGUAGAAGGUGGCACUGCUGCAGAUUCUGUUAGGACGUGCACUGCUUGUAAUGUUGUAUGCAACAGCGAGACAGUUUUCAAUGCUCACCUUGCUGGCCAUAAACAUGCUGCUAUGGUGAAGAAGCAAAAUUUGGAGUCAAAUGGGACAACUGCUAGCUGAGAUUAUUAAUUUAUUAGUGCCAACAUGUGAUCAAAAUUUGUAGAGCUAAUACUGUGAUCACUGUUUUUUGCUUGUCAUUUCAAUUUCAAAGUCUUUGAUCUGGCAUUGUAUUGUAUAGCUUCUUAGGGCGUACUUUUAUGUUUGGAUUGGUGGAAGGAGAUGGAACAAUAGAGUUCUCAAAUCUUCUUUAUCCUAUUACAUUUUGUCAACCAUACUCUGUUUGACAUUUCUGAGUUUAAACUGACAUUACCAUCUAAUUCAAAACAA